CCACAGGUGCCCAUCAGCUUCAAGGACUUGGCCGUGCGGUUCUCUGAAGAGGAGUGGCGGCUCCUGCAGGAGGGGCAGCGGGAAUUCUACAGAGACGUGAUGCGGGAAAACUACGAGACGUUGGUGUCUGUGGGGACCUCUGAGCUGCUUCCUCUCUCUGCUUUCCUGUCACCCACAGAGCCUGGAGGAGCCACAGGGGGAGAGAGGCACCAUGAUAAGGGACAAGAACCCCCACUGGAGCAUGGCUCCCAAGGAGGGCAGCCCCAGCAGAGCCUACACCUCACCGCCUUGGUGCAGCUGGUAAAGGAGAUUCCAGAGUUCUUGUUUGGAGAAGUGAAGGGCACUGAGGACUACUCCGAGAGUGGGAGCGCCAGUCUGGAUGGGGAGCAAGCGAGCCCUGAGGUAACUGGGGCUGUGGAAACUUACCCUCCCCGAAGCCUGCUCGGUUCUCUUCCAGAGAGCCCUGAAAGCCACCCCAGCCUGGCCACAACACCCACCGGCAGCUCAUCUUCCUGUGGCCCUCCUGGAGACUGUGCACAAGAAUUCCUCCUACCUGCACUAGGAACUGCUGAUAAACCACUGUCUGUAGAGAAAGAAGGCUUAGCCUCAGGAGAGACUUCCAUUCACUCCACUCAAAGCCUGGACCAGAGCAAGAGUCACCUCAGACAAGAGAGAGGUAGCACAGGGUUAGGAACCUCUCCUGAGAACAGUCCCUUGCAAGGCCUCAUCAACUGUCUGAAGGAAAUCCUUGUGCCUGGACCCCAGCACCGUGGGACAGCCCCAGACUUGCCACCUUCUCUCCCUGGCCUGAGUGUGUUGAAACAGACCGGAGCUGAGGUGGAGUCAGGGAGCCUGCCCUGCACCGUGAAGACAGAGGCAAUAUCCGGGGAUUGUCCCCUUCAGGGCCUGCUGAACUGUCUGAAGGAGAUCCCAGAAGCCCCAGACAGGCGUCCCAGCCCCUCAGGAGCAGGGGACCUGCGGCUUCAGGAGGAUCCAGGGAAAAGGACCUCUGGAGGGAUGAGAUGCCCCCAGACUCCUCCUCUCUGCCGUAAUCAAGAAGCUGCAAGUAUGCUUGCCAUGGUGAAGGUAGAAGAUGGCUGGGCUCAGAGUCCCCCAGUGCCAUCGUCCUGCCAGCUCAGCAGACAAGGCCACAGUCCCUAUUUCACUGGAGAUAACAGAGAGGCCCGUGUGCCCCGCUGGGGCCCCAUGACUCUCGCCGGCAGGGCAUCAAGUUCACCUCUAGAAGCUCUGGAGGCCUGUCUGAAGGGCAUUCCUCCAGGUGGGUCAUCACCUCUUCAGUCUCUAGCCACCUCGUGGUCCAGAAGUCCCCAGCCAGGAGAUGCUGGGUCUCAGAGACUUGAGCUACAGCCACAAGGAUCCCACAGUGAAGAAGCUACAAGAGAUCCACUUCUGCCUCUGAGCUUGCAGGGCUGCAGGAGAGGGGGACCUGGGGUUCAACCCUCUGGCUCCCAGGGAACCCCUACCAGCUUCUCCUCAGCCAGCAGCAGUGAUGGGGAUCUGGAUUUCGGGAGCCCCAGGAGCAGUCAGGGGCAACGGCUUGGGAGAGGAUAUCCACCAGGGAACUCUCCACUCCAAGGCCUAGAGAACUGUCUGAGAGAGAUCCCUAUUCCCAGGCCACAGGCUGCCUGGCCUUGCUCUUUGGCUGCAGACAAGGUGUUGAAGAGAACAGAGCCCAGGAACUGGACUGCAGACAGAGAAGGACCGAGGGGUGAGGCCUGUGAGCCACCCCACUUUGGACAGGGUCGGGGAGAAGUGCCCAGCAGGAGUCUCCGAAUAGGGAGUACACAGACCUGUCCUCCCACCUGCCACCAAGUGACCACCAGGCCAGGAAUGUGGCAAUGGCCAAAAGAUGAGACAGUCACCAUGCCCUCCCCUCUACACUGCCUGGAGAGCUCUCUGAGGGGGAUCUUGCCUGUGAGGCCCUUGCGUUUUACCUGCGUGACUGGUCCUGGCCCCAGUCCCAGCCCCUGCUCCAGCUCCAGCUUCAGCAGCUCUGAUGGAGAAGACCUAAGGCCAGAGCCUGCAUUCUGGCAGCCACCCCUCCAGAGGAAAGACCACCUUCCCUCCGGUAAGGGUCCUGUCCCUCUGUGCCCUGUUUCGGGAGCAUCCCCAAGAGUUGGCAACAAUAGCCGCCUUGCUGAAGAGCCUGAGAGAACAGAGCCUGGGGACUGCAGCAGCCUCAAUACAGGAAAAGCAGAAGGGACAGGAGUCAAGUCCCAGUCACCCAAAAGAGAAGGGGCUGCAGAGCACACAUGUCAGUCUGAUCCUGUCAACAGUGAUGAAGGAAGAGGAGGAGAGGCAACUGGGUGCCCAUGGCCUGCCUCUCAGCUGGAGGAAAGGCCUGAGCCCAAGGGUACUGAAGACUCCGGGGACCUGAAGCCUGGACAUGAGCAACCCAGUGCUACAGCCAGGACCCAAGGGAAGCUGCUCUCUGAGGACCCUCCAGAGCCUAGCAAGUCUCCCCUUCCCACAACAGCCUUGUCAAAGUGGCCACCCACUUCUCUCCAGCCACCAUGCCCCUGUGGCAGAUCCCUGCAGCAGGAGCUGCACAGCCUUGGUACUGCCCUCACGGACAAGCUGGACCAGCUUGCAGCAGCCUUGGCAGGCUUGACUCAGGAAGUGGCCACCAUGAGGACCCGGAUGGAUCGGAUGGAAAGGCGCUCACGGAGCCUUGGACCAAAAGGCCAGGCUUCUUGGCAGUUGGCCCUCUCCCAGAGACCUCGCUGGGCCAACAGAUUGAACCACAGACACCCACCUUACUGGAGGCAGAAGGGCCCCACUAGGCCCAGACCAAAGAUCCUGCGGGCCCAGGCAGAAGGCUGCAAGACUGGUGACUGUCCAGGAGUCUCUAGAGGGAAGGGCAAUUUGGUGCCUCAGCUGCCUCCAGAUGCUUCCUCGGUAGAAUCUUCCAGGCCCACCUGUAGCUCAUCCCAGCAGAUCUCCUCAGCACCCGGAGGCCACAAUGGGCUGACUGCACACGCCCUUCUGGAACACACUGGAUGUCACCAGAAUCCCCUCUCCCCUUCAGUGCCUACUGCCUUGGUCCCCCUUGUGGCCUCACCUGCAACCAGUGCAGACACAGAACCUCAGGCUGCUAGAGUAGCAGCAAUCAGCACUCCAAACCAGCACAAGGAACCUAACAGCCUGCUAGGGGGAGCCCUCAGUAAAGACCUCUGGGGAGGUGACCACAGGGAUCCAAGGUGGGGGGCCCAUUAA
Molecule: messenger RNA, 3237 nt
Organism: Cricetulus griseus (Chinese hamster)
Lineage: Eukaryota; Metazoa; Chordata; Mammalia; Rodentia; Cricetidae
Source: RefSeq, a predicted model, not a curated record